AUGGUGUGCGAUCACCUUCUGGAGUCGGCCAGGGCAGAUAGACUGCUUGUGUCAGCGUCUUCUGACAACAGAGUGCUGGGUUCGUCAGUCGAAUGGCCACUGCUUCGGCUGUGGCUAGCAUCCGUUUGCGCAGGCCUAUAGAGUAGUGUGCCGGUGCCCGGUAGAUAACGUUAAAAGCUUCUUUUGCCUCGGUUUGAUGGUUCGUAUCGAUUAGAUGUGCGAGAAUUGAACUCGAAAUCGAUCGAUGUUCACCUCUACCUAGCCAUACUGACGCACUGAGACCAGUUACAUGCACUCACAGCGCCUACAAUCCAACCGGAACCCCUCUACUUCCCCCCCUCCCACUCCAACUCCUUCCCCCCCCCUCCCACCCCAACUCCAUCGUCCUCAACACGCUGACUCCGUCAUGCGGGCGGCGUGAGAACAUGGAGUCCGAUUAACUCUUCCCUGAGACACAUUUAUACCCUGUCAACAAUUAGACUGAUCACUUCCCUUGUAAAUGUGCAGGCCUGAUGAGAAUUUACCGAAAACAUAUGUUAGCCAAUUGACUUUUCAAUCGUGAAAUGGGAAUUUUCGCAUUACUGAUAUUUCACUUGAAAUAAUUACGGAAGCACAAUUUCUGAACAAGAAAAGGACAUUUCAUUGAAGGAUGUAGGGGAGCGAACAAAAUACGCCACGUUAAAGACGUCAAAAAUUCUCUAAUCAGCUUACGUUAUCAGGUUUCAUGAGAUUGGUCACGUACUGUAAAUCACACGAAUUUUCCUUAUCUUGGCCUUCACUUGACCGAUCUCUGGCAGCGUAAUUGGAAACGACCGCGUAGAAAUCCUGUCAUAUUAAAUGAGACUGGUUGGCAACGGCUGAUAAGCCAGAAAUGGCCGUCCCAGUCGCCCUUAUCUUUGUCGAUACGCCUGCGUAACUAUUUGUUGCAAUGCGACUCCCUGGGAGGGCCCUCGAUUUAGUCCCAAAGCUCGACGGCACGAACCUGUCCCUUAACCUGAUCGGUGGGCGCCAUACUAUCAUAAUUAGUAUUCCCGUUCACAACCGAUAGGACAAUGGGCUCGUAGCCCAGUAGCAGGUUGUUAUACUCAACGACCUACGAUCCCGGGUCGAAUCUAAGCUGAUCCACACCUGGGGCUGGGUAUGUCUGGCCGACGACGGCUAAUAAGCCAUAUAUGCAGAAUUGCAUUUCCGACAAAAGAAAGGAGGACUGGGAUGGUCAUUUCUGGCCUAUUAGCCGUCGUCAGGCGGCCAUACCCAAUCCCGAGGUGUGGAACGCCGGGGUUCGGCCCCGCGACCUGUUGGCUAGAAGUCGAACAUCACUAACCACAGAGCCACGGGGUCGUUCUCCUGUCGGUUGUGAUCGGGUAUAUGCAACGGUGGAGGGGGCGCGCACUGGUCGCGGUACGGAGCCCACUCGUCCGUUGUGCCUGGCCAGAUAUGGCCAUCCCCGUCUUCCUUGUUUUUAUCGGUGUCCCGUUAUCAACAUGUACUAUUAAUUGCCAUGCGACUCCCUGGUCGGCGCAUGUACUUCCGUUCNAUCUAAAGUACUCCUUAAGACUAAAAAGGCACGUGUGCGAUCUCCAAAUAGUUAUUUACCACUUCCAGUGUUUACCGCCCUUCAAUUCCAUGUAAACCGACUUUGCUCUGUCAUCGGUAGUUGAAAUUGCGGUCCCUGUGCCUCGUUCUGGCGUUUGAGAGCUUCACGCCUCCCUCUCUGACCUCCAACGGUUUAAGUGGACUCCAGUGCAUAGUGGGAAGCGAAAGCGUCGGAGAUCCCGACGAUUAGUUGUUUAGUAGCCACCAAGACUCGUGUUCAUUACUUCUACUGUCCUUAUCAACACCCAUGUAAGCAUUACCAUUGUCAACAUGUAUCGCGGAGAUUCAAGCUGCCUACUAUUCCUGCAUCAAAAGCGACUUUGACCGCCGCUGCUUCGGACGAACGGUUGUUAGUAUCUGACAAGAAACCAUGCGUGCGCUUGGAGGAAGUCUUGAUGAAAGUUGUUGUUGAUAAACAGUAAAUUGCUUCCGCUGGCCGCAAUCGUCCCCGGCAGGUUUGACCAAAGUUGAGCCAUGCAGCAGUUUUAUAGAGGGAUAAUUUCUUGCAGCUCCUGGCUUUCAAAAUGGAUGUCUCCAUUCAAUUCUCCGGCACACCAGUUUUUGAUCCCAAGAUUGUGCUGCACGACAGGGCAAGAUUCAUCAGAUGGCAGGCAAAGUUUGCUAUGUCAUGACAUCGUUGUCAAUACGGCCUCAUGAGCAAUCGAUUGUGAAAAUAGGUAUGCGGCCACGCCUGGAGGUAGUACCGAUGAAGGCUCCAGGGAGUUUGUUCCAGGCAGUCGGCAAUCAUUGGUGACGCGCACACAAAUUGGGUGGCCACUGGUUGGGCACGAGAGAGAGCCCGUAAGGCACAAUGAGACGAGUGAGUUCCAAAAAACGAUUGGUGAGCGCCCCUCCACCACUGUACAUUCCCGAUCGCAACUGACAGAACAACGGGCCCGUGGUUCAGUGGUUAGAGGCGUUGGACUUCUAACUAACAGGUCGCGGGAUCGAACCUCAGGUGCCCCACACUUCGGGGUUGGGUAUGACUGGCUGACGACGGCUAAUAAGCCAAAAAGUGACGAUUCCAGUCUCCCUUGUCUUUGUCGGUAAUAACAUACUACGGGGAGCGUUUUACAGUGUUUUAUAACAGAUGCAGCUCAGUGCAGGCUACUCCCUACUCGCCACUCAGAUGUCCGGACCAUGCUGCCUGCUGCAUUGACGCCAGUGCCUCAGAGCUAGAAGGCGUCCUUUGAGACCGCCUAGAAUUUCCAAAUGAAAGAAGUUUUUGAAGGUCUCAGCAUCAUACACAGUCUUCAUAGGGCGUUUGGCAGACUUACCGAGCACGAAAAGACCAAUCGCCGAGAAAGUUCCCACCACGAAACACGCGGGACGAAACAAUACUCCCCACUCCAUUUAGAAUUCUGACUACCAGAUCCCUUGCUGUUUUCCACCCAUAGUUCGGAAGCAUGCUUGCCCCCUUCCCGUGUCAUUUAUCAAAGCUGACCAGUUAACUUCACCACCAGCCGUCUUGAUAAACGGCCCCACACAUCUGAUUACUCGACUUACCCACAAUUGACUUUAUUUUUUUUAAUUAAAAAAAGACAAAUUCUGGCCGCGGUCAAUAGCAGUGUCUCAGGUCACUAUUCUUGACGUCAAUAAGAAGGACCAGAGCGUCCAUUAUGUUGUGCAGGAUAUAACUUCCACACCUUGUGAACUACAUGCUAAAGCCUAAGUUCGGAAUGCCAGUCAACUGGGAUAACGAAGAAAUCGGUUACUUUUGGACCUGAUCGUGAUUUUGCCCACUUUGGGCCUUGCUAACACCCGGUAAGAGUCGUCAAAAACUGCUUCGAACUUGUAAGAGACGGCUAAGCAUCUGGUUUGAACAGUGUCAAGGGCCAGCUGCUACAAAAACAAUCCGGAUCCGUCCGUCUACGUUAGCCUGAAGGGACAUGGCCUCGUGGAGACUUUUUUGAUUAGAGGGACAACAAAAGCGAACGCGAACUUUCUAGUUUCGAAAACUGGUGGGUUUUUUUGUAAGGAGCUGAUAUAAAGCCAAGGCCCGGCGGCUUAUCUGCUUUUUGCCCCAAGCUAGUUGUGUCUACAAAAUCGCGUUUUCCAACUGUGCGUCUGCGUGUUACUGCCAUUACCCAGAGGCAAACAAAAGAUACGGGAAGCGUUCAGCAGCAGCCAACUGUAGGCCAUUUAACAUUACUUAGUGAUUUUGACAAGUUUUCACUCGCCUUCCCCUUCGUCUUAGGUGAUCGUAGAUACACAAUGUAAACACCGUCCCCCAGUGCCGCUCUUCCUUCGUCGAAUUCCCGUUCUAGUGACUCUGGGAUUGGCCUCUGACACUAAAAUUAUCCUCCAAGACCCGACAAAGCGCGAGGAAGCCAUCCUUACCGGUGGGCGUGUGAUGGUGGGUCUUACUUCACACGGCGAACUCUGUUGCCUCCAUACUUCCGGGCUCAGCACUCCCAUCAGACCCGACAGUCUCUCGCGGUAGGUUCUGUAGCACCCUAUAUACAGCCUGCCAGCUGCCUGCACGAUCAUGCUUUAUCGGACGAACGAUGCGUGUAUUUUCCGCGCUAACAAGUGUCUUCUGCUGUCUCUUUCCCAGGUGCAUCCUUCUGGCCAACUCCCGAGCUCGUUCCCUCGUUACUCUGGUGCAUCGGGUGCUAGAUGGCUUGGAACGACAACGACAGGCCAGACAGGCCGCCUCUUCCGCCCGUCAGGCCGACCUUGAGCGCGCCAAACAGGUGGCGGAAGAUGCGCCACUCGUGCUCUCCUCAGCCUCCUUCCUGCCUGGUGGCGAGAAUGCACCCGUAGAGGAGUUAGCACUGGAGGAGGGCGAAUUGGGACCCCUCUCUGCCGAUGAAAGUGACAUGGACAUUUCCAGCGGUAGCGAGGAGGGGUCUGCCCCUGCGGCUCCACGCGACCCUUACGGCGUCAUCGAACUCUCAAGCCUGGUGCCGGAUGAGAAUCAGUCUAGUAAUCGUCCGGCGGAGGAUAGCAGCCUCGUUGCGAACUGGCCCAAUCUCCCAUACAUGGAGUCCGAUGCCGCAGUCUUAUCGCAUAACUUGCCCGGCGGGCGAAAAUGGACAGCAAGGUCCUUCCCGCAACCAGAGAAAUCGGCUGUGUUACGGAGGGUCGCGGGGGCGGAGGAAGAGGAGGAGGAGGAGGAGGAGGAAAGUACUGCUGUUGUUCAUCUCUUGUAG
This is a messenger RNA of Spirometra erinaceieuropaei, 4751 nucleotides long. NCBI's taxonomy places the organism in Eukaryota, Metazoa, Platyhelminthes, Cestoda, Diphyllobothriidea, Diphyllobothriidae. The record is from the annotation of a GenBank genome assembly.